CAGCAGCGCGUGUUCGUGUUUUUCUUAAUACAAUUUUGUGCUAUUACUGGAAAUUUAGGGAAAAUCAGUGCGAAUUCGUUAUAAGUUUACUUAAAAAGGUAGUAUAAGCACAAUGGAAGUGGAUUGCGAUCGCGUUUGCCGUAAUCUCCGGCUGUUGCGGGAACAGUUCGAUUGUGUGCAAGUAGAAACGUUUUUAAGGUUAUCGAAAAUAACUUCAUCGGACAUGGACGAGUUAGCCUUGGUGCUGGGCCAGUUGAUAGAAGAUCCAAAAUACACCGAGGAAAUCGGUGAUAAAUUUGGGAACAUACUACUUCUAAUAGUCGCUAAUACAUUUAACACUAUUAAGGAGGAUAACGGAAGGGACACAUUCGAACCGAGGGCUGCUGAGAGACAUCGCCGAAAAUGCGUUGCCUUAUCGAAACUAAUCAGUUGCUGCCCGAGUGUGCUAAGGUUCAGCAUAUUGUUUUUUCGCCACAAUCCACCACCUUUCGGUGUGGAAGAAUUAUUGAACUAUGUUCCGAAGAGUAAACAGCAGAAAAGUGGCAAACUACCGGUCACGGAUCUGGAACUGGUUCAGUGCUGUUAUCGUUUUCUGAUGGCAGAUACGACUUACUUUCGAUCAGCUUGGAAUUGGUCGGAUUUUUUCGAACGAUUCGGUGGAAAAGGUUGCCAUCGGCAAAGGUAUUUCUAUAAUAGAAUCGUAGCGAUGAUUACUGGUAUGAGCCAGAGGCAGUUGAAUGAAUUGGAUCGGGACAUUCCAGUGGAAGUGGUCGUCAACGAACAGAUGCUACAGAAUGUCGUCGACUUGAGGCGAGAUGUUUCGGAAGUGUCCGGCAGGAAAAUUCGUUGGGAUUUUAAGAGUAACGUCGUCACUAAUGUGGGAGACGUAAUUCUGCCGAUAUUUGACGUAGACAAUUGCGAGUUUUAUCGAAGUCAGGCAGGUCAGAGGAACGACUUGGUGAUUGUUGAUUCGACGAAGUUGAAUUUGAGGAGUUUGGCGAUGGGAGUUUCAUCAGGAAAAGCAAUUUGUUUGUCUGGACCGGUUGGCUGUGGGAAGACCUCACUCGUGGAGUACCUAGCUAGAAAGACCGGGAGGAUUGGUCCGAAGGUUCAGGAGAUAGAACGAAGGCUGAAAGCACAGACAAAACAGAGAAGUAACAAACGAAAAGCCAAUGGAAAUGCUGAAGAAGCGUUUGAUUUUAAUUUUGAGAAGUUAAGAAAGGAAGCACCCAUGAAUGGGUUUCUUCGCGUUCAGUUGGGUGAUCAAACCGAUAGUAAGAUGCUGCUGGGACAGUAUCGAUGUACGGAUACUCCGGGGGAGUUUGUCUGGCAGCCGGGAGUGUUGACGCAGGCUGUCAUCAACGGUUACUGGUUGCUGCUGGAGGAUUUGGACUCGGCGACGCAGGAUGUUUGUACGGUGCUGACAAAUUUGUUGGAAAAUAAUUACCUGAGUGUUCCUGGUUUCCGAGACUGUCUUCGAAUCGAACCUGGCUUUCAGUUGUUUUUGACACUUCGAACGCACAAGUCGAGUAGUGCGGCUCCGAGCACUUAUAAUCUGUUGGAAAAGUAUUUGUAUACGGUGAAUGUGCUGCCACUGAGUCGACCGGAGCUUUGUUCGAUUAUUUGUACGAAUUUUCCGAAGCUAAAAACAGUAGCUAGCCGGAUUGUGGAUAUUUAUUUGACCUUUUCAAGCGGUUGCCAUGCAAUUGGGAAUGAGGAGAUCGAUGAAAAUAUGGGAAUUUUGGAGGAAGCUCGAGACGCUAAAAGCAACGGAAUUUCGGAGGAGAAUGAGGAUUGUCUACCAAGAUUUCAAUAUGAUAAUUUGUUGGGUAGCUUACCGACUUCGGGUCGUUUAGUUUCCACCAGGGAUCUGAUCAAACUGUGCAGAAGAUCGGAGCAAAGUUUUUCCGUUACUAGUAUGGAGUGUGCCUAUUUUGCGUUUCAGAACGCAGUGGAUUUGUUUUGUUCCCAUCUGCCGGCCGGAGAUGCUAAACGGAAUUUGGUGGUGAACAUCGGCGGUAAGAUUGGUAUUAACAAGAGUCGCUGUGAGCAUAUUUGCGAUGAUUACAAACCAGGUGUUGAUGUGUCUGCUUCGGCUGAAAUCAAAAUUGGUCGAGUGUCGCUUAAACGAAGCUCCGGGACAAUGGAGCAGGAAAAUGAUGAGAAUGAUGAAACGUUUCUGUACAAAAAGCUCCGACUGGAUGAAAAUGCUUCUUCAAAGGUCAAGACGCAAAGUUUUAAAUUGCAGAGUGAAGCUCCGACAUUUUCUUUUACGCGUCCGGCAUCGUGCUUGCUGGAAAGGAUAGCCGUUUCAGUGGCUCAAAAUGAACCUACCCUGCUGGUCGGUGAGACGGGAGUCGGAAAAACUAGUUCCAUUCAAUAUCUGGCCUAUCAGACACGUCACAAGCUGGUUGUGGUUAACAUGAACAACCAAUCGGACGUGUCCGAUUUGAUAGGAGGCUUCAAACCGGUAGAUUUGAGCUACGUGGUAACUCCGCUUCGCUACGAGUUCGAAUUUCUCUUUAACAAAACCUUCAACGCACAGAAAAAUGAAAAGUUCCUCACGAAUGUAAGCAUCUGCUACAAACGCGGCGAGUUCAAUGUUCUCGUCAAACUGAUGCUGAAAAUAACGGAAAAAGUAUUUGCACGAACAACCACCGAAUCGAAUCGACAGGAAGGGAUCUAUGAGAAAUGGGCAAACUUGCAGCAAAGCCUUCAAAAGCUCGAUUCCCAGUUGAAGAACUCUGUGAACGUUUCAUUCGCAUUUAUUCCUGGCUCGCUGGUCAACUGCAUCCGCAAUGGAGACUGGGUACUGCUGGAUGAAAUCAAUUUGGCCUCAACGGAAACGUUGGAAUGUCUGUCGACCAUCCUCGAACCGGAUGGGUCGAUUAUUCUGCUGGAGAAGGGAGACUUUGUUCCGGUGAAAAGACAUCCGGAUUUUCGUAUCUUCGCCUGUAUGAAUCCAAACACAGAUGUCGGAAAGAAGGAUCUUCCGGUUGGCAUUCGGAAUCGUUUCACGGAGUUUUUUGUUGAUGAACUUAUCACGGAGAAUGAUUUGCUGAUUCUGGUGAAUGAUUAUCUGGGCAGUACGGGGAUUCAGAAGGUUCGGAUUUUGAAUACGGUGAAACUCUAUCGAAGAUUAAGGGCACUAUCGCAGCUGGAACUGAGUGAUGGUCUUGGAAAUAAACCAGUUUACUCGUUGCGAACGCUCUGUCGGGCUUUAAGCAUAUGUGCGAAGAAUCUGUGUGGUUCAAUCGAACGUAAUCUGUAUGAGAGCUUCUGUCUCAGCUUCCUAACUCAGCUGGACAUAAAAUCACAUCAAAUUGUGCUAUCAUUCAUCCAGCGGACACUUCUGAAUGACAUCAAUCAAGCUAUCUCCCAUCAGAUUCCUAAGCCAAGUCAGGGAGAACAGCUAAACUUUGAAGGGUACUGGAUCGAAAAGGGACCGAAAGAAGUUCAGGAAUGCGAGAGCUACAUUCUAACUAGCAGCGUCCGAAGCAACCUUCGAGAUUUGGCUCGUAUCGUUUCUAUCGGGAAGCUACCAGUGCUACUACAGGGACCAACCUCCGCCGGUAAGACCAGUCUGAUCGAGUACAUUGCUAAGCGUAGUGGAAAUGUGUGCCUUCGAAUCAACAAUCACGAGCACACCGAUCUGCAGGAAUACAUCGGAACGUACGUGGCAGAUGUGACCGGUAAAUUGUCUUUCAAAGAGGGAGUUUUGGUUGAAGCCAUGCGCAACGGUUAUUGGAUUAUUCUGGACGAGCUGAAUCUGGCUCCGAGUGAUAUUUUGGAGGCACUGAAUCGUGUCCUCGAUGACAACCGGGAACUGUUCAUCCCUGAAACGCAGGUCGUUGUCAAAGCGCACGCUAACUUUAUGCUGUUUGCCACCCAAAACCCACCGGGUCUGUACGGUGGUCGCAAAAUGCUAUCCCGUGCCUUCAAGAAUCGAUUCAUCGAGCUGCACUUUUCCGAAAUUCCCCGAGACGAAUUGAAGGUGAUCCUGGAGAAGCGAUGUCUCAUUCCCAAAUCCUACUCGGAGAAAAUGGUCAAAGUCAUGUCUGACCUUCAACAGAACCGUCGCAGUACCAGUAAGCAAAAUUUUACCCUUCGUGAUUUGUUCCGGUGGGGAAAUCGGUAUACUUUCGCUGAUCGAAAACUUUUGGAAGACACCGGCUACGAUUGGAAUCAGCAUCUAAUCGAUGAAGGUUAUCUGAUCCUAUCGUCGAAAGUGCGCAACUUGUACGAAACGAAAAUCAUAGAGAAAGCUCUGUUUACUCACUUUCGGAAACAGGUUUCGGAAGAGAAUCUUUUCUCCUUGGGAAAAGAUACAUCCAAGGUCACCCGUGAUAUUCUGGAGAAGCUGGAGAAACAAACCGUCUUCGACGGUAUAGUUUGGACAUUCGACAUGCGUCGAAUGGCAGUACUGACCGCUAAAGCACUGGAAUUCAACGAACCUGUUCUGCUGGUCGGUCCCACUGGAUGUGGAAAGACCACCAUCUGUCAAAUCUUAGCAUCUGUUCGGGGAAGAAAUCUAAGGAUCCUCAACUGUCACAUGCAUACUGAGGGAGCGGAUUUUCUUGGUGGUUUGCGACCAUUCCGAGAGGCAGAUUCGGCGGAGAAAGAUUCCCGACAAUUGUUUGAGUGGUCCGAUGGUCCACUGAUACUCUCGAUGGCGGAAGGAGGGUUUUUCCUGGCAGAUGAAAUUUCCCUUGCGGAGGAUUCGGUGCUGGAACGAUUGAACUGUGUGCUGGAACCGGAGAGGACACUGCUGUUGGCGGAGAAAGGAGGAGUUUCUGCGCAGGCCUGUGAGUUUGUGAUAACCGCAGCGGAAGGUUUUCAGUUUCUGGCAACAAUGAAUCCGGGGGGAGAUUUCGGUAAGAAAGAACUUUCACCGGCGUUAAGAAAUCGGCUGACUGAGAUCUGGUGUCGGGCUACAGACUCCAAGGAAGAUCUAAUUCGUAUCGCCGAACACUCACUACGCAAAGGUCUGUCCAAUCCUGACGCUAACCUGGACAAAGUUGCACAAGUACUGAUCGACGUGGUAUUCUUACUACGGAAGAAAAUCGACAAACUAAACUUUAGCAUUCGUGACGUGCUGGCUUGGGUUGCGUUCAUUUGCAAAAAUCAAUCGAAUCUCUCCUUAGCAGAGUCGCUCGCCUACGGCUUAGAAACAGUUUUCCUGGAUUCGUUGGAAAUGUUACCGUACGAAACGUACGACGAGAUUGUAGCUAUACGUCAGGAGAUCCUCGCCAGUUUAAACCUCCUGAUCGAAGAUUUGCUAGGCAUCAAACAAAUCAAUCUCAAUCGAGGAACUGCCGUCCAAUCAACGGAGCUGACCUUCGGAAUCACACCUUUCUUCACCCAACUUAACCCGGAUCAACGAGACCGUCAGACAGAGUUCAUGUUCAGUGCCCCAACAACUCAGAAAAACCUGUUCAGAUUACUUUCCGCUCUCACUUUGGACAAGGCAAUUCUGCUGGAAGGUCCACCAGGAGUUGGAAAAACAUCUCUAAUAGAAAAUUUAGCUCGAGUCACCGGAUUCGCUAUUGUCAGAAUCAAUCUCUGCGAACACACCGAUCUAGCGGAUCUCUUCGGAACGGAUCUACCAGCAGACGAUCACGUGCUCGAAGGUACCGAACCUCGCUCCACCAAACUAGGUUCGUUUGUAUGGCGCGAUGGCCCCCUUCUGGCAGCACUCAAAGCUAAAAACACCUGGAUCCUACUAGAUGAACUUAAUCUUGCUCCUCAAAGCGUCCUGGAGGGCCUGAAUGCCAUUCUCGAUCACCGAGGUGAGGUAUUCAUUGCCGAACUGAACAAAACUUUCAAGCUAAACAAACGAACACGAAUUUUCGCCGCUCAGAAUCCUCUCCGCCACGGCGGAGGUCGUAAGGGACUACCUCAAUCCUUCCUGAAUCGAUUCACCAAAGUUUACCUGCGGAAACUGGAACGAUCCGAUCUGCUACAUGUCAUAAACGGAAAAUACAACAACCACUUCACAAACAUCGGUGAACAAUUGAUUCGCGAUCUCGGACGACAGUCCGGUGGAGAAUUCAGUUAUUUUGAAGCUUUAGACUCCCCGGAAGCAGAAUCGAUCCGAUUUGACCUAUCCGAGCGAAUGGUGCGGUUCUCGGAAACGCUGGAAACCGGUAUCGCCAACUUGGAGUUUGGCUAUAAGGGAGGUCCUUUCGAAGCAAACCUACGGGACAUUCUACGAUGGAGUGAAUUCCUUUGCAGUGAACGAACCGGAUUCUUUCACAAACGCUUUACAGCAGCUCCCUCGUCGCAUCACAAUUUUCUGUUGGUUCUGUUCGAUAAAAUGAAACUAGUGUACUACCAGAGGAUGCGAACCGACUCGGACAAAAACUACAUCCUGUCGACGUUCGGUCGAGUGUUCGCUUGUGACGCUUUCGAGUUGGAUCAGCUAUCUCGGGACGUCGGCGUAUAUUGGACGGAUGAUAAGCUCUAUCUAGGCGACUUAGUGCUGGACAAGACCGGUCGAGAAAGCGAUGAGAUGAGCAAUGCGUCACGGCAAACAGCACAAAUGGCUCCUCUUUUGCUGACAAGCCAAAUCGAAACGUUGAAAAGUGUUGCCGAAUGUACCAUGAUGGGUAAACCGGUGAUUCUUUGCGGGUCUAGUGAUUGUGGGAAGACCAAGCUGGUACAUCUGCUAACGACAUUGAGUAAGCAGUUUUGCAAUGUAGAUACCAUUGAUGAUUCCGUUACCGGGAGCUUCCAGCAGUUUGAUUUCAAUCGGCAUUUGGAGGAGAUUUCUGCCUGCAUUGAAACGUUUGUGUUGGACACCGUUAAGGGAGCUGUACUGGGUGGAGGCAAGGACGGGCGAAAAUUAUUGGUACAGGUGAUCAGUAGUUGGGAAAAGUAUGCACGGUUGAAUGAUGGUAAACUUGCAUUCACCACGCAGAACAUCCAAGCGGAAGAACUCGCUCUGUUCCGAAAACGCCUCAUCGCACUGCAGGACGUAAUCACUCUACUAGGCAACCACAGCCAGUAUGUCCGCGAUCAUCCCCGCCUCCGUUCGAUGGACACCAUUUUGAACACACUGUUCAACAUCUCCAAACAGGCGGAAACUCUCAACACCGGUGGACACUUUGAGUGGGUAGAUUCGAAGGUAGUCAAAUCCCUGAAACAAGGUCAGUACAUCUGUCUCGAACAUGUAAAUCUAUGUUCGUCGGCUAUACUGGAUCGGUUGAAUCCGAUCUUCGAACCGGACGGUUCGUUGCUGCUCUCGGAGAAGGGCGUCGAUGGGAAGAACGAAUCGGAAGUAAUUCGCAAGCAUGUGAAUUUCCGAGCUUUUCUAACGCUCGAUCCUAAGCAUGGGGAAAUUUCUCGCGCUAUGAGGAAUCGGUGUGUAGAGUUGGCGCUGCACAAGGAUCAGUAUGGGAAUGAUGAUUUGCGGAAGCUGGUGUAUGAGAAUGGCGUACGAGAUGGUUGGAUGAUCUACGCGAUUCUUGCGGUUCAUCGAGAAGUGAAGAGCGUGUCCGAGUUUAAUCAGUUCGGUAUUGCUCAUGUGGUGAAGUUUGCCUACUUGGUAGGUCAGAAUCAACGGAUGGGUAUGGCGGAAAGGAAAUGUUUGAUGAUUAGUGCGCUGGAGGUUUACGUGAGAUCAUCCAGUACGGAUUUGCUGGGCCACGGAUUGGAUUUCUACAGAAAUGCUCUGAAGAGGGUGAUUCAGGAUCAGAUUGAGCGGGCGAGCGCAUCAAUUAAUGUGGUUAAUUAUGAAAACAUUAUGUUGAGAUCAGAUCAACUGACAAAAUUGCAGUUGAUUAAACUUCAAGCCGAGCCACUUUUGUGCAUUCUGAGAUGUCAUCUACAAGGUGUUUGCGAUAUUACCAAUGCUCUAAGUAACAUUGCUAGCGCAUUCCACGAACAGAACGAAAUUACGUUGGGGAAACUGAAAUACCUGUUGUACAUGUUGUAUGAAAUGAGCAGCUUCGAAGAUGCGAAAAGUCGAGAAAUUUAUUUGACAGAGUCGUUGAAGUCGAUUCAAAAAAUUGAUCCUGUUCAACCUAAAAGUGAAUCAACAACCAACAGUUCGGUAGUCAUUGAGGUUGAUUUUGAACUGAAGUCGUGCUCAGAAAACAAAUGGACACCUUCGACGCAGUAUCGAGACCUCGUGCACACUAAGCUGGAAAAAAUGGAAGUGUCGGAUGGUCCAAUAGUCGCGAUCGAUCAAGUUUUAAAGCAUUUACAAUGUCUUAAUCGGACAUUGUUUGACACUAUAGGCAUGGUUGUUCAUUCAGCUGGGCAUCUACCGUGGAAUCGAUCGUUGUUUCCUCAAAUUCGGGAAUACCAGGAAGACAUCGCUCCGGAGCAAUACCAAAUCAGUGCCCUACUCCUUCUCAACACUACGCUAGAACCGAUUGAAGUUGACAAUUCCAUUAAACUGAGCAAGAUCGAUGCAUUGACCUAUUCAAAAGCUGUUUCCUUGAAAAUGAUUAACGACAGUGUUGGAAACAGUCUGAUCUCACAACUCUAUCAGUUCCUCACAAGUUUUAAACCAUUGGUGGAAGAGGUUUUGAGGUCGUCCCACUUGGACUGCGUCACGUACACUAAACUUAUCGGAUCAUAUCUCUGGGUUAAUCGACUGAUCCAUCAAUCCCGUCAAAAGCUAUUCCGGAACAAAGAAGUUGAUUCUGGUUUGGUAGACUACAUCACACUUCAUAUCAAGUGGAUACAAAAACACUGUCUGUCCAUUUUUGAUGAUUCGAAUUGUACUCAAUUCAGGACUUUAAUCAAAUCUUUGGAAGAAUCAGUUCAAAGGAGCAGCCAUCCGCUAGUUGCGCACCGAAAGAUGUACUCAAAAAGCUUCCUAAAUUGUUUGCCACUCUACACGCAAGAGCAGGUUUCUUAUCACCAAGCGAUCGCAGAAUUCAAUGAAAGUAUACGUUUGGUUCCCCGGUUGACACGAUUGUACGACUACGAAGAGUUCCUCCGUCGGGUAGCUAUACUGAAUCAUCCCAGGACAAUCGAUGUGAGACGGUCGUUGCUUGCGAAACCAGUUCGACCGCCUAUGGCGAUCGGUGGGGAAGUUGUCGUUUCGACGAUCGACAACGAGGCGUUCAGUCAGCUGGUUAGAUUGAUUAGAGAAUGGCAGGACGUGAGAGCGGAUGAGUUGGAUGAACGACUGUCAGAGGAUAGUGAAAAAUUGAAGGAUUUUGGCAAGUUUGUCGCGGCGUUUGAAUCGUCCGGUGACUACAGCCAUAAAUUUGAGAUUGAGAUGUUGCCAAUUUAUGAGUAUUUUUUGCUGAAAGUGUUGGUUGGAGGUUCGGUUGUGAACUACGACUACGUCGCAGGUGUUCGUUCGCUGAAUCUGGAUGCGUUGGAGUUGCUGAAGCAAUUGAGGGAUACUCGUCACAGGCAGGUACUGGAAGUGACGACUGUACUGACGAAGUUGAUCGAAUCUGAGAAGGACUUUGAGACUUGGUUGCCAGCUUUACCGUCAGGAUUUUACCGGGAGAUUACAAGCUACUUCAACUCACUGAAGCGACAGAUGUAUGAGUUACAGUUGAACUCCUUGGCUGUCAAUCAAGCUGUGUGCUAUCAAAACGAAACAGAGUCGGAGUACGAAGCUCACCUGGAUGAGGUAUCUAAUCAAUCUUUUCAUGGACCGGUGAUGACCACGAAUUGCCUAUCAAUUGUUCUUGGGGCUGGUGGAGAGGUGCGAUCUACCGGACUGGGUGAACUUCCAGAGUGGAGAAAAACGUUGAAACUUCUACGCGAUGUGAUCUGGUGUAAUUCAGGUGUUAUGAGAAAGGAAUUCGAUCAGCAGUACGUUGGAUUGGGAAAUGCGAUCGAGCAAGCGAAAAAGCUGUUGAUCGAGUACGACAUAGUGCAGAAAUGGUGCCCUCAAGAACUCGCACAUGUCGACGAUGGGAAAUUCGUUCAGAACUUUAACUUGCUAGCUGAAGAACUACGGAAAUUGGUGGAGCGAUCGAUGGCUUUACGGUCUGCUCUAACUUAUGAAGAACUUCGAAGUAGUACCAAUAGAAACCUACAGUGGCGUCUGUUGUCCUUGAUUCACUCUCUGUGUGGGGCUAUCGAGUUGAACCUUGUGGUUUACCUUCCCCUACUAGACCCAGUCGAGAAAAAUACCCUAAAGAAAACGUACACCAGCGAAGACAUCGAACACUAUCGCACGCUAGUGCAGGUCUACGAUUACAUGGCGAUCACAAUGAACUACCAGCAACUGGGAAAAGUUACUAAACAAUCGUUCUCAAACUAUGUGACCGCAUUGGAGGACAAACGUCACAAGCUAUGCCGCAAAGUUGCUUUGCGUCCGACGAGUAACAUCUACCCUGACCUGGUAAGGGACGUCAACAAUUUCCUAAUGUCAUGCUGUCACCCGGAGAGGAUCCUGGAACUGAUUCAAAACGCAUCCCACUGCGUUGAAUUUGAAGUUGACCUAAAAAAUCAAACCAACAACUGCACCCAAACCAAGAACUUCCAGCAGCGGGUCAACGAAACAAUUAAACAGAUCGAACUGUGGCUCAACACGGCCGAAAAAUUCGAACAUCACACAUUGAAACGGUACGGAGCCUACUAUCGGGACUUCCUGGAACCGCUGUGCUGUUCGAUCGCUACGUUAAAGUAUGGUUUGGAUGGUUUGAAACAUUCGCUGGUGAUUAGACGGGACUCGAUCGAGGUUAAGAGUAGUGGAGUGUUUUACGAUCUCGCGGAAAAUGAUGCACUGGCGAAAAUUGUCGAGAAAUUCGUACAGUUCCCGGCGGUUAAACCGAUUGAGCUGUUUGAUGAGGAAUCCAGUGGUCGUCAUAGGGUCAGCGUGUACUCACUGUUGGAGAAGUCCGGUGAUAGCGAGGGUAACUAUUUCCGGCUGUUGAAAUCGAAGCUACAGGAGGUUCGGAAUUUGGUUACACUGCGGGGUUGCUUGGGUGAGGAAGAUUUCGUUGACUUGGACAAGAUCGUGAAUGUCUGCAAUCAGGUUUGGCAGAAGCAGGAGCAUUUGCGACGAAAGAGGCAAGCCGAGGAUGAUAGUUUGUACCAGACGAAGAGUCACUGCGAUGAUGAAGAUGAGGAAGCUGUUGUUCAGCGAGAGAUCGGUGAUCUUUUCCCGAAUUACGUGGAUGAAGAUUUUGCUGAUUUUAUCCAGAACGAUACGCUGGAACAGGUUAUUAAGGUGGAUAAGGUGAAGCGAAACCAGAAGUUGACAGAAACGAUCAGCGGUGAGGAUUUCACUUUGAUCUGUGAGAGUUUCAUCUAUUUGAUGAACAAAUUUUCCCGAUCGUACUACUAUAUUCCGGAAACUGCCACGAACCUACCGGAAACGAUCGCACCGGAUUUCAUCGGUCCUUUCAAAACCAAAAUAGCGAUCUUUCAGCAAAUUCUUCGGAAGUAUCGAACGGCUUUCAACAGUAAACUGGACGAGAGCUUCUAUCCGGGUUUGAGUUUCCUGGUUGGUUUAGCUCAGGAAAAGUACGAUGAUAUGGAGUUGCAGAAUUCGACCACCGCGACCUAUAAUUUCUACAAAGAUUCCAAUAUCUCAGAAGUCGUACAGUGUGUUGAUGUUCUGAAAAAAGUUGAAACUCGGGUUCGGGCACUGCUCGAGGAGUGGCCGGAUCAUGCGGUGUUGAAGGAUAUCAUUCAAAUUUUGGAGAGAAUCUACGCUCUUCCAUCAACUGCUCCGAUCGUUCGGUUUAGUACCGGUCUGCAGCUGUUGCGACAGAAGAUUGACGAGUGGAACGGUGUAGCUCAUCGGUUGAAUAACUUACGUGAGCUGGAGGCGGAUAUAGUUGAAUUCGUGCAUCGUUGGAUGCGAAUGGAGUUGCAGUUCUGGAGGGACUGUAUGAGUCAAACGUACGAAAAUGUUAGAGCGAAAGCCUGUCGAUAUUGGUUCUUCGUGUACAAUCUACUGCACGAGUACCUGCAAAGUGAUUCAAGGGCGAAGUUGGGUAAUCUACUGGAUUAUAGGAAGGUUGAGCGUUAUUUUGGAGAGGACGAACUUUUGGAUGAAGACGAAGUAGAAGAUGGUAAGGUUCAGAUCGCGGAUCUAAUUCACGUGCUGAAGCAGUUCAUGGAGUCAUCGAAUUACGCAGAGUUCACCUCUCGUCUACGCAUUCUUAAAUCGUUUGAACAGUAUCUCAUGUACUUGAACUAUGACGAUAACCGUCGGAAGGACACCGUAAUCGCCGUCCUGUACAACCUGCACAUGUAUUACGACCAAUUCUCGGCGGAAAUCGAGGAACAUAUCCGAUCUAAACGAACACCCAUCGAGAAACGAUUGAAAGAAUUUGUCAAGAUUGAAUCAUUCAACAAGGACCUUUCCUACUUCAGCAUGCGUAAUAAUAUAGCCCGAGUUCACCGACAGUUGCACAAAUUCCUGAAAGAAUUUGAAACCGAGAUCAAGGAGAAAAUUCUCCCGGUAUUCAGUCCAAAGGAUCCUGCCAAGGAAAUCAACGACGCGGAGGAGCAAAAGGGAAAGAACCUCCGGGCGGAACCAAAGAUCACCUACUACAUGGUGGACGUGAAGAGCUUCAUGGCAUCGCCAAAACUAAGAAAGAAGUUUUCACUUGACGCUUUCUCGUUGACGACCGGACCGAACCAGGAACUGCUAGCUAAAAUCGAUCGCUUCUUCCUGACAUCUCGUAAUGUGGUGAAGGACGCCAUUCUACAUGCACCCUUCCCGGGAUUAAUCUACAGCCUCGACACGUUUCUUCACGAUCAAAUCGAGACGAUUGAGUACCUGCGCGGUUUGGAGGUCGAUCGCGAUCAACCGAAGCCCAAGCAGAAAUCACAAGCCAAACAGAUUCUGAACCAGAAGCGGAAAACACUGGCCGACUUUUACAAAAGUUUAACCCAGCUUGGUCUUAGCUAUCGCAGUGGACUUGUCGAGAAUGCCAUUGAAAACGAUCCCGUAGAUGUAAUGAUCAAACCAUUUUCGGUUGAAUUGUUAACACAAAAUAACAGGUACCGGAAGGUGGACCAGCAUAUUGUGUUCCUUAACGACAAACUGAGUCUGUACUACGCGAAAUGUGUCUUCAAGAUCAAGCUGCUGAUGAAGGUGAUGCUGCAACCGAAUCCGGACGUUGGACUAAUCAACAUCGAACGAAUUCGUGGGUUUGCGAUCGAUCUCUUUCUGGUGGUGCAGAAUCAACGGCGAGAAUUGUGCAGUUCGAUCGCUAAUGUGUGUGAACUGAGGGAUCGAAUUCAGGAUCUUACCCAGCUCAGUGGUUGUCUAGAUUCCAAAGUCCGGAAGUUCAGUUUCGAUUAUUCCAGGCGACAGUUGCGGGUCGUGCGAAAGUGUAUGAUCACCGUUCGGAGUGUUUUGGAACAGUUCAAUCUUCUGCUGAAAUGUGUUCCAGAGCAAGUUCGAGAGGAACUUACGGUAUUGAAAGGUGAAGAAGGAAUCACUCUGAGUUCGGUGGGUCCAAUAAGAAAAUUAUCCCAGGAUUGCUUGUGUCUGGUGAUCAAACUGAGUGAUGAUUUGAAAAAAUCGAAUGAUUCUUAUCUGACCGGUGAUUUUAUUGCCGUCGUAGAAAAACAGUUCAACGCAGUUCACGACAUGCUACAAACGCUCAGCGCUCAAAUGAAACUUCAAAACUCUGAUGAAUACUCAAUCUACGCUCGGUCCAUCCUCGAUCUUCUGAACAUCGUUCGCCUCGCUAUCAGCGAAUGGAAUAAAGAUAGCAAUCCGUCAACCUCCAAUGACCUGCACGACGAUCAAAGCUUAAAUAAUGAAUUGGAAAACAUAAUCCACACGAUCCUACUAGCCAUGCAGCACAUCUACAAAAAGUAUUCGUCCGAAACGAAAACGACCAUCGAAUCCACCCCGGAAGAAGAACACAAAUACACCGAAUCCGAUCUGCAACCGCAUCAUCUCAAACAGAAAAUCAACAGCGACUUGUUGCAGGACUUCCAGACGCUUAACCUUCGCAAAGUGAUCGCCAAGAUCAGCAACUUACUUUCCGUGCUAGAAUCAUUCCAAGAUCCGAUUCAAACCUCAGCUAUAAUACAGAAGCUAACGCGCCUCAUACCGAUCCUGGAGCAGUUCAAUCUUCUGGUUGAGUACUAUCUAAUUCAACAGCUGGGAGCGCACAAGAUCAGCACUAAGAUGCUGUCGGUUAUGUUAACAGUAUUUAUUGAACUAGGCAGCAAAGGUUUCUGCGUACCGAAAGAUUUACUGGGAGACGAUCAGGAAGCGGGUGGUGAACAGCAGCCCGACGAAGGUCAGGCUAGUGGAGAGAAGUUUGGCUUCGAGGAUGGCGAAGGAGAGAAGGAUGUGUCGAAUAAGAUCGAAAGUGAGGAUCAGUUGGACGAUGCCAAGAAGCCUGGACAGGAGGAUAAAAAUCAAGACGAGGACAGGGAUAAUAAGGAGGAGAAGGGCAUCGAUAUGAGUGAAGAUUUCGAUUCGAAGCUGCAGGAUGUGGAGAAACCGGAGGGCGACGAUUCGGAGGAAGAGAAGGAUAAUGACGAAGAGGACAUCGAUAAGCAGAUGGGUGAAACAGAGGAAGGAGCCGAGAAACUUGAUGAUCAAAUCUGGGGUGACGAUGACAGGAAGGAAGAGGAAGAGGAGGAGGAAGAUAUGGAAGAGGAAGAUGGCAAAGGUACCGCAGAGGAUGAUGAUAAGCACAACAACUUGGAUUCGGAGAAGGAAAAAGCGGCUGGCGAGGAAGAAGACGGUCUGGAUGCGAUCGACCAGGCGAAAGAUGAUAGAAAAAAGGAGAAGCCGAAGGAUAUCGACGAUCUCAAUAAUCAGGAAGGUGAAGAAGAACAGGAAAAUCCCUAUCACAAUCAAUUGGAAGAACCACCACAACCAGAAGAUUUGGACUUGGAUGAGGAGUUCAAUCUGGAUAACGAUGAUAAGCCGGAUAACCAGAAGGGUGACGAAGAGCAACAGGAGAAUCCGUUUGACGUUGACAAAAUGAAAGACAGUGCAGAUCAACAGAAUGAAGAAGAAGAUGAUUCAAAAGAUGACCAGAAAGAUGAACAAAAUGAUCAAGAAGAACAUGGAGAAGAUUCAUCAGAUGAAAAAGAAGAGGAAAAUAAUCCAGAUGGAGACUCCAAAUUGGAUGAUCAAGAACCUCAGGAAGACCAACCAAAACCGGAUGAAGACAUUCAGCAAAUACCGGAAGAAAGCAAAGAAGAUCAACAACCCGAACAGGAACAAAGCGACAAGGCUGACAAUAAAAAGAAAGAACCGAUGGAACAUCACGAAUCGAAGGAUAAACGAUCGGAAGAGGAUCGCAUCGAAGCAAUGCCUGACACGGAGAACAAAGGCACCAACGAUCAGGUGGCUAACGAUAAACCCGAAUCGAAGCAGGAAACUGAAAUGGACGAGCAGGACACCGGCGAGGACAAGGAUGGCGUUGGUCAAGCGGAAAACGAAAAAUCCGAUAGCGGUCAUCAGGGGAUAGCCGAAUCCAAGGAGACACGAGCCAAGCGAGAUCAGCCGGAUCAGAAGCAGCGGCAGGAAAAACAUCGACAAGGUAAUACGGACGAGGACAGAAGUCUAGGAGAUCCGGAUAAGGCGGAAAAGAAGAAACUGAAAACGGUUGCCGAAAUGAACAGGGAUGAUCGAGCGAAUGAAGCGGAAGAGGAUCCGGCGAAAGAAGAGGAAUCAGAGGAGUAUCAACAUGUUAAGGACGCGAAGCAGAGUGAUAAGACUACGCUGGACAACGCUACCGAGGAGCAAUCCAAGAAGAUUCAGCACAAGGAAAAUGAGAAAGAAAAUGAAGAGAAGGAGGAAGGAACAGAUGAAUUGAUGGAAGUGGAAGAACAGAAUGAAGUGCUGGAAGAACAGGAGAAAGAGUUGUUGGAGAGUGAAAAGAAUGAGAGCAAGAAAGAUAAACCAGCGAAGAAUAGAGACGAUCAUCAAGAGAAAGCGAAUGCUGUUGAAACCGUUGAAGUUGAAGGAGAAGUUAUUGAAACAGCGCAUGUAGCCAGAGGUGGUGAAACAACGGCUCAUACCGUCAUGGACAUCCUGAACGACAUGACCCUAGCGGAGGAACCAUCGACGGCCGAGCAGCUCGACAUGCGCAAAAUGGUCGAACAGGAAUCGCUGUCCGUUAAUACGGCCCAGCCAGAGCACGACGAUUUCGACCGUUGGCAGGAAAUUUCCAACCGUAUGCUUCCGAAUGCACGGGAACUGUGUGAACAGCUCCGCUUGAUUCUGGAACCGACCAAAUGCACACGACUGAAAGGUGACUACCGGACGGGACGUCGGAUCAACAUGAAAAAAAUCAUUCCCUACAUUGCGUCCCAGUUCCGUAAGGAUAAGAUCUGGCUGCGAAGGACGAAGGCGGCACAGCGAGACUAUAAGAUCACCAUUGCGAUUGAUGAUUCUAAAUCGAUGGAUCAUAAUAAUUCGAAGGAGCUGACCUUGCAAGCGAUCUCGCUUGUGUCGCAGGCGCUUACGCUGCUGGAAAGCGGUCGUUUGAAUGUGAUGUCAUUUGGAGAAUCGCCUAAAAUUUUGCUCAAACACUCCGAUCAGUUUGAUGGGCCGAAACUAGUCAAUUCGUUGAAUUUUGAGCAGGGUCAAAGCAGGAUUGCUGAGUUGUUGGACUUCGUUAGAACGUUCAACAGCGAGGACUUGUCGUCUUCAGACAACGGUAUAUUCGAAAAUCUUUUGCUCGUGCUCAGUGAUGGACGAAACAUUUACAGCGAGGGAGAGAAAAAGGUUAAGAAUUCCGUAAAACUGGCUCGCCUACAACGAAUAUUCGUGGUGUAUGUGAUUAUUGAUAAUCCAGAGAAUAAGCACUCGAUAAUGGAUAUCCGGGUACCGCUAUUUACACAGGACCGAAGUGAGAUUGUCAUGCAAUCCUAUCUGGAUGUAUUUCCUUUUCCGUAUUACGUAAUCGUACGAGAUUUAGGUCAGCUGCCCCUAGUUUUAAGUGACGCGAUGCGUCAGUGGUUCGAACUCGUCAACAGCGAACAGUAAGCGAAGUAAGCCUUCAAGUUAUAAGUUUUGUUUAUUGAUCUUUUUAUUAUAUUGUAAAACAAUAUAUAUUUUCUGAUCUAAAAUGUAAAUAUC
Messenger RNA from Topomyia yanbarensis, 17002 nucleotides. Its product is annotated as midasin. The transcript has 7 exons. The record is from RefSeq and is a predicted model, not a curated record. Gene Ontology annotation, molecular function: ATP hydrolysis activity; ATP binding. NCBI's taxonomy places the organism in Eukaryota, Metazoa, Arthropoda, Insecta, Diptera, Culicidae. Gene Ontology annotation, cellular component: nucleus; preribosome, large subunit precursor. Bases 113 to 16909 code for a protein of 5598 amino acids. Gene Ontology annotation, biological process: rRNA processing; ribosomal large subunit assembly.